AUGAUUGGUGACCACCACCAGCUGCCGCCAGUGGUGCAGAACAUGGCCUUCCAAAAGUACAGCAGGCUCGACCAGUCACUCUUCUCACGGUUUGUGCGGCUGGGCACGCCCUACGUGGAGCUUGACGCGCAGGGCCGCGCGCGCCCCUCCAUCGCUGCGCUGUACAACUGGCGCUACCGAGCACUGGGGGACCUGCCCCGCGUCAGGGAGUCCCCCGAGUUCCUGUCGUCCAACCCUGGGCUGGGCUACGAGUACCAGCUGGUGGACGUGCAGGACUUCAUGGGGCGCGGGGAGAGCGAGCCGCGGCCCUACUACUACCAGAACCUGGGGGAGGCGGAGUACGUUGUGUCGCUGUACUGCUUCAUGCGGCUGAUGGGCUACCCCGCCGCUAAGAUCUCCAUCCUCACGACAUACAACGGCCAGAAGGACCUCAUUCGCGACGUCGUGGAGCGGCGCUGCGCGUACCACCCCCUUUUUGGGCGGCCGCACAAGUGA
This is a messenger RNA of Monoraphidium neglectum, 495 nucleotides long. RefSeq names its product Intron-binding protein aquarius. Gene Ontology annotation, cellular component: catalytic step 2 spliceosome. Gene Ontology annotation, molecular function: mRNA binding. Bases 1 to 495 code for a protein of 164 amino acids. The transcript has 5 exons. Lineage: Eukaryota; Viridiplantae; Chlorophyta; Chlorophyceae; Sphaeropleales; Selenastraceae. The record is from RefSeq and is a predicted model, not a curated record.